This is a messenger RNA of Gigantopelta aegis, 1081 nucleotides long. RefSeq lists its product as uncharacterized. The transcript is spliced from 4 exons. Bases 1 to 849 code for a protein of 282 amino acids. Lineage: Eukaryota; Metazoa; Mollusca; Gastropoda; Neomphalida; Peltospiridae. The record is from RefSeq and is a predicted model, not a curated record.
AUGUGUACAGAUGCAUCAAUCAGCGAUGUACAAGGAGUGUUUCUUGACGGAUUCGUACCUGGCAACACAGGCAUCACCUGUAACUGUUCACUUCAGGCAACAACAACACUUCAGAUUGGAAUUAGUCCGGUUUCAAUUCCAGAACAAAUGUGUGGAUCACAGUUAACUAUACAGCUAAACCGGCAACAAAGGAUAUUGAAUUAUAUUUGCAUAAAUGAUGGAAAUGUAACAACAUAUCAGCGAAAUAUUGAUGAGAAAGGUUACUCAAUUACUUUGCAAACUAGUUCAACACACAGCGUGGAUAUCACUUACUGUAUCAACUUCUACAAUAAAGCUGGCUCAGGUAGUAUAAGUCUUCAGUGUUAUUCGUCAAGAGACAAAACUACAUUCCCGAUGCCGACACAACCAACAGAAUCAACGAUAACGGUUAAGACAAUUCCCACGACACAGACAAAUUCACAAUCUGGUCAAGAAGAUUUCCCGGUUGCAGCUGUAGCGGGCGGUGUCGGCGCUGUCGUGCUCAUUGUUGUAGCAGCCAUUGUUGUCGUCGUAUUUAUUAAAAGGAAAAAAGCAACAAAGAAGAAUCAAACAACAGAUGACGACGGACAUUAUGAAAUUAGUGAUGCUAAUCCUAAUAACGCUGAUACCAACACAAAUAACAAUGUUAACCCGUAUAAUACUGAUGACAAUGUUGGCAACACUUACGAACAUCUACAACACAACACUGUACAGUAUGUUAACACGCCGUCGAAUGUUGAUGAAGACCACGUGUACCUCCACGUCAAUGAACCAACACAAGAAAUACCUGACGACCCGCAGACGACAGAUUAUUAUAACAGUGUCAAAUAAUACUGAAUCGUACAUUUAUUACCCUAGCGGCCAUUCACAACGGGACCGACCUCAGUGGUGUCGUGGUUAAGCCAUCGGUCAUAAGGCUGGUAGGCACUGGGUUCGCAGCCCGGUGUACCCAGAGCGUGUUUUAACGACUCGAUGGGUAGGUGUAAGGUCACUACACCAACUUCUCUCUCACUAACCACUAACAACUAACCCAUUGUCCUGGACAACAGCACAAAUAGUAAUU